AUGGCGUUCGCCUCCAUAAAUUCUUCUGGUGCGCCCAUCGCCGCCAUUGAGGAAGCCUUCGCGACAGAGCCCUCAUUGAAAAAGAGGGUGUACGAUGCGAUCGGAACAACACCACAGCACACACCCUUAUUCGAAGAUAUUGCAAAAUAUACCUCCAGCCUGCUGGCCAGGACUGCCAACACGACCCUUCCCUCACGUCCGCCGGCCGAUGGCCCUGCGGUUAAAAAGCGCAAGCUGCAGAAUGGGGAGUCAGGAGAGACUGCGCAGGCGUCAGUUGACCUGAAAGAUGCCAACGCGCCGGUUCAAUUCUAUGUGAAAGACGUUUCGUUCGCAACACCGCAGAGGAAGAAGCUCACUCUCGAGAUCACCGCCGGGCACCAAUAUUUGCGGGCAAGGAACCAGGCCACAAAAGAGAUCGAAUUUGGCGUCUCUAUGGAUAAAAUCAAGCAUGCGCUCUGUCUCCCUGUGCCAGAGAAGACACAAAAACAAUUCAACUUCUGUAUCAUCCCUGAAUAUGCGGAUGGCAUCACACCCCCGCCGGAGGGAACAACCACAUCCGAAGCCAUGGUGUUUACGAUAGCCGAUGGGCCAGCCAAGGCAGCAUUCUCAGGAGACGGGCAGCAGAUCAAUCAAGCGCCAGGCGAAACAGCCGAUGUCCUGCUUUGCAAGAUUCUGAACGAGAACAUGCGCCGUUGCAAUGUGGUACGGCCCGACGACAAGCAGUUUGUCAGUGCCAUGCCAGAGGCGCACCGAAAGGGCGAGAAAGCAUACCAUGUCAAGGCAUUCCGCGGCAGUAAAGAAGGCUACCUUUUCCUUCUAUCCACUGGUAUCCUAUUUGCUUUCAAGAAACCCCUUCUGUUCUUCUCAUUUGACACCAUUGAUUCUGUCUCAUAUACUUCCGUUUUGCAGCGGACGUUCAACCUCAACGUCAUGGCUCGCCCAACUGGUGGCUCCGAGGAAGACAACCAGGAGUUUGAAUUCUCGAUGAUCGACCAAGCCGAUUUCUCCGGAAUCGACACCUACAUAAAACGUCACGGUCUCCAAGACGCUAGUCUUGCGGAUGCGCGCCGCGCUAAGGUCUACAAUGUCAACAAGCCCACUGGAGAUGAGCAAGCCGCCACCGAGGCGGCAGAUGGGGAUGAGAGUGAGCUUCAGAAAGCUCAGCGGGAACUUGAAGACCAAGAGGAGGAAGAUGAAGAGGACUACGACCCCGGCAGUGACGAUAGUGAAGGCAGCGGGUCCAGCAGUGACGAAGAUGAUGAUGAUGACGACGAAGAAGAAGAAGAAGCACACGGUAGUGAUGAAGAUAUGGAGGGGACUGAAGAGCUUGGAGAAGCCGCAACUGCAGCGGAAUAA
Penicillium salamii is the source of this 1356-nucleotide messenger RNA. The record is from the annotation of a GenBank genome assembly. Lineage: Eukaryota; Fungi; Ascomycota; Eurotiomycetes; Eurotiales; Aspergillaceae.